GUCUGCGCAAAAUAGAAAACGAGGUAGCAUUUUCGCGGCCUUUGAGGUUGUGUUAUGAUUCAAUCCUAAAUCUAACUGGAAAGAUAAACAUAAAGUUAUCUGUCCUGCUACAGUUGAGGAUUGACGCAAACAAGAGCUCAAACUGGAAUUGUUGGCUGUUUGAAAAGGAAAAUCAGGACCAUAAAUAAAUUAUUGGAUUAUAAAUGGACCAACACUUUUGGAUAAAGAAGAUUGUUGGAACUCCAAGGGACGGAUCAUAAAGUGUUUCACCCACUGAAAGUUGUAUUUCCAUAAUGGCCUUUUCAAACUACAGCAGCUUAAACCGAGCGCAGCUCACCUUUGAGUACCUGCAUACAAACUCGACAACCCAUGAGUUUCUCUUUGGAGCUCUGGCUGAGCUUGUGGACAAUGCAAGGGAUGCCAAUGCAACUAGAAUUGAUAUCUACACAGAGAGCAGGCCAGACCUACGAGGAGGUUUCAUGCUAUGUUUCCUUGACGAUGGAACAGGAAUGGACCCCAAUGAAGCAACUCAUGUUAUCCAGUUUGGGAAAUCCAGCAAGAGGUCCCCUGAAUCCACACACAUCGGACAGUAUGGUAAUGGGUUGAAAUCGGGGUCCAUGCGGAUAGGGAAGGACUUUAUUCUGUUUACCAAAAAAGAAAACAUGCUGACCUGCCUAUUUCUGUCUCGGACAUUUCACGAGGAGGAGGGUUUGGAUGAGGUUAUUGUCCCUCUUCCUACCUGGGACAUCCAAAAUAAGCAGCCGGUCACACAGGAUCCCGAAAAGCACGCUAUUGAAACCGAGCUCAUCUACAAGUACUCACCCUUCAAAACUGAGGCCCAGCUGAUGGAGCAGUUUAAGAAAAUUGAUGGAGACAGUGGUACCCUAGUCAUAAUCUAUAAUCUGAAAUUGAUGGACACCAGGGAACCUGAGCUGGAUGUGGAGACAGACCACCAAGACAUCCUGAUGGCUGGGACAACACCAGAGGGAGUGAAGCCUGAGCGCCGCUCUUUCCGGGCCUAUGCUGCUGUCCUCUACAUCGACCCCAGAAUGAGAAUCUUUAUCCAGGGGCACAAAGUGCGCACAAAGAGGCUCUCCUGCUGCCUCUACAAACCCAGGGUAUACAAGUACACUUCCACACGUUUCAAAACUCGGACUGAGCAGGAGGUUAAAAGGGCUGAUCAUCUCGCUAAGAUUGCUGAAGAGAAGGCGAGAGAGGCAGAAAGCAAAAGUUUGUCGCUUGAGCUGAAGCUGGGAGGAGACCUUUCCCGAGAUGCUAGGACUAUGCUCCGAAAGGCUCAGGAGUCAGCCAUGAUGCUGCGCCGAGAAGCAGAAGUCAAGCGGAAAAUUCUUGAGAACAAACAUAAAGCCCUUAAGGAACCCAAAGAACUUUGCUUCAUAUUUGGAGUGAACAUUGACCAACGGGAGCUGGAUGGCAUGUUUGUAUAUAACUGCAGUCGACUUAUCAAGAUGUACGAGAAAGUUGGACCCCAGCUAGAGGGAGGCAUGGCAUGUGGGGGUGUGGUUGGAGUGGUAGAUGUACCUUACCUAGUCCUGGAGCCCACGCACAACAAGCAGGACUUUGCAGAUGCAAAGGAGUAUCGUCAUCUGCUGAAAGCCAUGGGUGAACAUCUGGUCCAGUACUGGAAAGAUGUGUCAAUUGCUGAGAAGGGGAUUGUAAAGUUCUGGGAUGAAUUUGGCUAUCUCUCGGCCAACUGGAACCAGCCUCCUUCCAGUGAACUGCGCUACAAGAGGCGUCGAGCCAUGGAAAUUCCUGUUACAAUCCAGUGUGACAAGUGUUUGAAGUGGCGGACUCUCCCUUUCCAGCUGGAUGCCGUGAACAAGCGGUAUCCUGACAGCUGGGUCUGUCUCAUGAACCCUGACAGUACACAGGACAGGUGCGAUGCUCCUGAGCAGAAGCAAAACCUUCCGGUGGGAGUGAUGCGUAGGGACACCAAGUCCUCUGAAGACAAACAGAAAGAGAUUUCUGAGAAGAUCAGGCAACAGCAAGAGAAGCUGGAUGCCCUCCAGAAAACCACUCCCAUAAAAUCUCAGGCAGAUGUGAAGAAAUUACCUCUAGAUGUCAGUAUGAAGACAGCGAGUCCACAGGCUACUCGGGCAUCUGAAAGAACAGUGCGACCUCGCUCCCCACCACUUCCAGCCGUGAUCAAGAAUGCGCCCAGCCGCCCGUCCCUCUCUAAACCCCCUCCACUCAGCAGGAAACCUAGCGCCCCAACACGGACAGCCAGGACCUCUGUCCCCUCCCCCCCACAACCUCCACCUAUCAGAAGGGAGGACAUGGUCCCCAAGGGGCGAGCUGCAGCCGCAGGAAAGCCUCCUCCCGCCCCCAGCACCAGGUCUCCAGCUGGCAAACCUCCCACCCGCACCCAGGCCAGGGCAGCAGCCAGUCGCAGCCCACGAAGCACAGGAAAGCAGACCCCUUCAACAAGCAGACAGCAUAAGAUGGUGGUUGAAGAGAGCACUGAUGAUGAGGAAGAGGAGGAGGAAGAUGAACAAGAAGAAGAAGAAAGUGAAGAGGAAGAAGAGCCACAGCCAAAGAAAAGCAAACUGGCCUCAGCAGUGGUAGAACGUGGCAAGGCUGUGAUGAAGAAGGCAGAGCCGAAGCAAGGGAAGGUUCAAGCACCGACAGCAGAGGGCAGCGUGAUGAUGGAGAAAUUGCAGAAGCAGGUGAGGGGCCCUGGACACAGGACCCUGCCCCAUUCUUUGCACAGCAAGGAGAUGCAGAGCUCAGGGAGAAACCAGCUGCUGGCUGCAGCUGUGCCUCAGCAUGCUCAGGCCAUGCUGACCAAUCCCAGGCUGCCUGCUGCCCUGCACCCUGGCAAACGAGUGGUGGAGAAUGUUCCGGGCUCCCAGCGCAGAACCUUCCCUCUCUCCAUCAGCAGUAAGGAGAAAGAGGAGAAACAAAAACGGGGCUCUGGAGAGAAGGGGCUCGCAGCUGCGAAUGAGCCCCAGCUCACCAGGGCUGUGCUGUCUGUGCCUGCCCCCACGCAACCCCCUGCCCCAAAGCUCAGCAGUCGAGCAGUGGUGAAGAUCACUGACAGCACAGAGGAGGACCUGAAGGAUGCACAGAAAGACAAAGGUCUGCUCGUUGAGGUGAAGGUGAACAAGGAGUGGUUCACUGGCCGGGUGGCCGCUGUGGAAACCAGCAAGCAGAGCGUUCGCUGGAAGGUCAAGUUUGACUAUGUUCCCACCACCACAACACCUCGUGACCGAUGGGUGUUUAAAGGCAGCGAUGAAGUACGGUUGAUGCGUCCCCCGUCCCCCAUGGCCCAGAGCCCUGACACCCAGGAGGAGACAGAGAAGGCGUCUGCUCGAAUGGAACCCGACACUACACAGCCUGGCACAAGCCGUGAGGUGACUGAGAGCCUGGUCAUCAUGAUGAGAACGUUCCUGCGUUAUUUUUUUCCACCUGAUUUCCAAAUCCCUAAAGAUGAUGUGAAUACCAUGACUGCAGAAGAGCUGGUGGCAUUUCCAAUGAAGGAGUACUUCCAGCAGUAUGAGCUGGGCCUACAGAGCCUGUGCAACUCGUAUCAGUCGCGGGCCGACGCCCGCGCUCGUGCUGUAGAGGAAAAGAGCAGCAGCGCAGAGGCUCGGCUUCGAGAGUCUGAGGAAAAGCUCCAGAAGCUGCGCACCAACAUCGUGGCCCUGCUGCAGAAAGUCCAAGAGGACAUUGACAUCAACACAGAUGAUGAGCUGGAUGCCUACAUCGAGGAUCUGCUCACCAAAGGAGACUGACCUGAACACUCCUGAAACAUUGGCCAAGAGAGAUUUGCUACACAUGACUGGGUUAUUCGGCCCCGCUAGCCGAUCUUGUUAUCUGUUCCUGUUAGAUCUUGUUCUUUGUUCUGGUGGUCAAGGUGUUGUGGAGCAGCAGCUGGAAACUGUGGGUUGGUACAAUAUUAGUGGUGUGAUGGAAUGCUUUGUAUACGGACCUUCUGACCUUCAUAAUGCUCCAUUUCAAUUUUCUCUGCUCCCAUCUGAGGCCAUUAUGAUAUUUGAGUUUUGAGUUAGUCUUGGAUAUCUACAUAUCAAUACUGUCAGUCACAAGAGAAAUCCCAGUUUGGUUAUGGACCAAAGUAACAUGAAUGGAACGUGAAACAACCCAGCAAUUCAGAAUACCCACUAUCACUUAACAGCAAUGCUUCUUUGGUGUGUGAGAUAAAUGUUGUAUAGAUCAACUGGAACCAGGUUUAUAACCCUUUGAACUGUGUUGCAAGGCUCUAGAGGUACUCCCCAGGGUCUUUGGAGUUUCUUCAUUGUUUGUUUGUUUUUGGGCUUUCUUUUUUUUUUGCUUUUUUUUUUUUGUCUGUAUGCUCUUGGAAUUCAUAGAUCGUUUUAUCCGACAUAUUGUUUCGGUGGACUGAGACUAGUGUAAUUCUAGAACCUGGUAUAACACACAAAGUUCAUUGCCAAAGCAUGUACUGUAGUAUGUAGGAGACCUGGAUAUACAUGCUGGACCGCCAUCUUAUUUCCUUUGCAAAUGGACUCUGUUGCCUUGUAAAUGCACUUUAGUUGAAAAGCAUUAUGUUUUUGACAUUCGCUCUACAAUGUAGUUGUAGUUGAUGAAUGUCUGAAAGGAGAAGUGAAAAUUGCCAUUUCAAGCACAUCCGCUAACAACCACCAACUACGAUUCCUGGGGGAACUAGUUCAGGGGAAUACAAUUCCUGAGGGAGUUGUAGUCGGCAUUUACAGUUUAAUCCAGGUAUGGUAUCCAGGGUGCUUUUGCCAGUCAGGGAAAGUGGAGGCAGAGUGUCAUUAAAGGGGACGUUGUCUUCCACGUGUCUUUUAUUUUUUGUGUGUCCCUCGGUGAAUAUUGUUCAAAAUAAGUAACAAAUUGAAAAAGUAUAAUGAAUCGACCAAACAUUUGGGGGCCAUCCCAAAAGCUUCCCCUCCAGCCAAAGUGUUUACUGGGUUUUAUCAGUAUAUAUUAUUUUAAAACCAUUUUAUUUAGUCACUACAUUAACCUCUACACUGUUUUGUUUCUUUUAAUCUCGGAGAACUGAUCUGGAUUUUUGAAUUGCCCAAAUAUUUUGGGAGAUAAUUUACAGUUGAGGGGUAUCUUUGUUCUGAGUAUUCUGUGGUCAUGUUUCUUUUAAGAAUAUUUUUAAAAUAUCAAAGAACUGUUUUAUUAAAAGGUGUGAUUUA
Molecule: messenger RNA, 5165 nt
Organism: Conger conger (European conger)
Lineage: Eukaryota; Metazoa; Chordata; Actinopteri; Anguilliformes; Congridae
Gene: morc2
Product: MORC family CW-type zinc finger 2
Exons: 29
Coding region: 294-3755 (1153 amino acids)
Cellular component (GO): nucleus
Molecular function (GO): zinc ion binding
Source: RefSeq, a predicted model, not a curated record